AUGUCUUCAACAAGAUUGUUCUUGUUUGCAUUAAUGGCGAUUUGUAUUUUGCAUACAGGAUCAACCCUAAAAUGCUACGACGUGAACUACAGAGUCCUGCACUGUCCGAUGAGAGAAGGAUACACUUUUGGAUGUCUUUCAGCAUCUAUUUCCAAUGGUGACGAUACCAGAACAGUAAUGAACUGUUACCCGGGAAGAUGUCACGAUUACGGCGAAUCCGUCCGAAUGGCCGGCCUGAGAUUGGAUUCAUGUUCAGUCUGUUUUGGAGAUCUCUGCAAUGCAGAUUUGGAGAAAAUGCGAGAGUUGGAGAUCGAAAGGGAGAGGGAAAUCGAGAUCCGGGGAAGGGAACGAAGAGAGAAAAAUAAUUAG
Molecule: messenger RNA, 369 nt
Organism: Ctenocephalides felis (cat flea)
Lineage: Eukaryota; Metazoa; Arthropoda; Insecta; Siphonaptera; Pulicidae
Exons: 3
Coding region: 1-369 (122 amino acids)
Source: RefSeq, a predicted model, not a curated record